Varroa destructor (honeybee mite) is the source of this 855-nucleotide messenger RNA. RefSeq lists its product as uncharacterized. The record is from RefSeq and is a predicted model, not a curated record. Lineage: Eukaryota; Metazoa; Arthropoda; Arachnida; Mesostigmata; Varroidae.
CGUUGUUUUAAACAACUAGAAGAAGUACCUCUCGAAAUAUGCGCGCUUUCAUCGUCUUGACUGUUGUGUACAUCGCUGCUAGCCAGGCCCAGAAUGAGCAGGCACAAAGCCCUGUAUGCGUAAGGGACACGUUUCUCGCAGCUAUUCAAAAUGUCAGCGCUAGCUUCGACCAGGACCUACAAAAGGUGCCGAACAAUCAAGAGUCUCAGUAUAUACGAGCGAUGAUGGAGAGGACUUUCAAUCUUAUUAGCGAGAGAGCCAAUAGAACGUCGACAGUGUUGGUAGGUUGCGGCGCAAACUUUUCAUGCUAUGCCACUGUUCUGAAGAACAUGAACAGAGAUGCCAGUGGCGACGCACAAAGAACGCAAAAGGCUGUACUAUUGAGCGCAGAAAAACUUGGUUGUGACACCAGAGACCUCGUCCACUACAACUAUCAGAAGUUAUACAGGGCCUUGAGGAGUGCAGUUAAAACAGCUGCGGGAUGCUUCUUUUAAAAACACCGAAUUUCGAAGUGUAUAAUGAAACAGAAAACCUUUGACCAUCGAAUGUAUGAGACAGUAAACAAUUUCCGUGUAAUGUUAUCACUAAAUUCCACGUUAUUCAUUAUUAUUGUUACGUUAUUUCUUUAAAAAGUGGGAGUGAUAAUUUUUUAUUGAUUUUCCUCAUCAGUUCAUUAGCUAACUAAUGCUAUUUUAGAUUAAGAAGCCUCGUUUAUAAAACCCACGUGUUUUAUACCUUACAUAUAUAUUGGUUUUUCGUUAGACGUGGCCUGGAGAUGCGUUUGGCAAACCAUGACCGUAUGUGUUUGUUAUAUAGAAGAGUUUUAAUAAACGGGGAUGUCAUAUCUUGCUUGGU